Molecule: messenger RNA, 1001 nt
Organism: Liolophura sinensis
Lineage: Eukaryota; Metazoa; Mollusca; Polyplacophora; Chitonida; Chitonidae
Product: meiotic nuclear division protein 1 homolog
Exons: 6
Coding region: 39-656 (205 amino acids)
Biological process (GO): reciprocal meiotic recombination
Cellular component (GO): nucleus
Molecular function (GO): double-stranded DNA binding
Source: RefSeq, a predicted model, not a curated record
UAUGGUUGUUCCCUAACGAAAACAAAACCGUGAACAAAAUGUCCAGGAAAAAGGGAUUGAGUGUGGAAGAGAAAAGGAAUCGAAUGAUGGAAUUUUUCUACGAGAAGAAAGACUUUUUCCAGCUGAAAGAGCUGGAAAAGCAGUGUCAGAAGGAGAAAGGGAUCACAUCAAUGUCAGUGAAAGAGAUACUGACAAGUCUUGUCGAUGAUGGAAUGUUGGAUACGGACAAGAUUGGCACCUGUGUCUAUUUCUGGGCCUUCCCAAGCAAGGCCAGUCAAAAUCGAAAAAGAAAAAUAGACGAUCUAAGUCAAAAGAUCGAAGAAAGCAAAAAGAAGCAAAAAUCUGUGACUGAAAUGGUUGCCAAAGCAAAAGUUGGAAGAGAGGAAAAUGAGGAGCGAUCAGAAGUUUUAUCUAUGUUGAGGAAAAGAGAAGAUGAGAAAAAACAGCUUUUAGCAGAAUUAGAGAGGUAUAAGGAAUGUGAUCCAGAGGUGCUGGAAGAGAUGAAACAAGAAACAAAGAUAGCCAAGGAAGCUGCAAACAGGUGGACAGAUAAUGUGUUCUCCAUAAAAUCGUGGAUCAAACAGAAAUUCGCAUUUGAGGAAUCAGUGAUAGACAAACAGUUCGGUAUCCCUGAAACCUUUGAUUACCUUGAUUAAGUUUGUAGAGGACAUAUGUGUUCACCAACCUGACAGUGCUAUGGAUACUGGUAUACUAGUGUAUAGUGCAUUGGUGCAUGGUGAACUCUUCUUAGCCAUGCUAUAACUUUAUUAGUACAUAUGUACUGUAUUCUUCAACCAUUUCGUAUAUUUGCAAGGUGUUUAUUUAAGCAUUUGCUGAGUGAAUUAGUCAGUGUUGACUGAUAAAAUUGUACUUUUUGUAGAUCCCUGAAAAUGACCAAUCCAACCAAUGUAGUUUCAUCCUCAAGUUGUCCGCAACUUGCAUAAAUUUCAUAUGUGAAAUGGUUGAGGAAUUAAGACGUGCGAAAGCAACACGAUUUGUGA